This is a messenger RNA of Acanthoscelides obtectus, 1159 nucleotides long. The record is from the annotation of a GenBank genome assembly. NCBI's taxonomy places the organism in Eukaryota, Metazoa, Arthropoda, Insecta, Coleoptera, Chrysomelidae.
AAUUUUACAUUUCAAAUACUUGCCAAAAGUGACAUUUAGCAGCUCUGAAGCAAGUCAAAAAAAUGGUCAAAAUUGGAAUACAAGGUUUUGGACGAUUAGGUAGAAUUUUAUUGAAAUUAGCCUUCCGUAAGGCACAAGAGAAAGGAUGUGGCGACGUCGGUACAGUAGUUAUGGUGAACGAUCCCGCGAUAAACCCGGAUUGCCUAGCAUACGCUGUGAAACAUGAUUCUUUCUAUGGGAAGUCAUCAAUAGACAUUGUAGAAAUGGGAUGUUCACUCAUGUUGAAUGGUGUGAGGGUUGAGAUAACCCAAGAACCCAACAUUGAAAAGAUCCCUUGGGCAAAAAAUAAAGUAGAUUACAUUAUCGAUACAACAGGACAGAAUUCAAAUUGUCAGAAUGCAUCGAAAUUUUUAGUAGGAGGAGUAAAAAGGGUAAUCGUGACGGGUUGCUCAAGUGUACCAAUUUUUAUUUUUGGCGUAAACCAAACUUGUUAUGAGCUAGAUAUGAAAGUUGUAUCUGCGGGAACUCCUUGCAUGAAUGCACUGCUGCCUCUGUUGAAAAUUCUUCAUGAACACUUCAGUAUCGAGCAAGCAAUGUCAAGAGUCAUAAGGCCUGUCACCAACAGUGACAAUAUCUUAGAUGGGACUACAGGGCUUUCUUGUCGAGGUACCAGAUCCAUCCUUAAUACGUUCACACCGAUUGUUCCCUUCACUACUCCAGAUUUCGUUAACAGAAUUAUACCAGAACUUGAAGGAAAAAACGCAAGUACAGCCAUCCGCGUCUGUGCACCAAUAGUUGGUGCCGUCAGUUUGACUGUAAGGUUAAGAAAAGAGGCAACCUACGAUAUCAUAAAGUGUAGAUUGAAGGAAGCCUCAGAAUCGUAUAUGAAGGGAAUCGUAGGAUUUACAGAGGAAUCUGCGACCAGUAGUGAUAUGAUUGGGAAUACGAACUCCUGCAUAGUGGAUGCAAAGUCAGGAAUUUCAAUAGACAAGCGUAUCUCAAACGUUUAUGCCUGGUACGAUUCUGAACUUGGCUUUGCCAGCAGAAUUUUUGAUUUAGCAAGUUAUAUGGCUUCUAGAGAAGGUUGUCCAUCUGAUUCCAGAGUAUAAAUGCAUUCGGUAUUGUGUAUUAUAGCAAAAAUAUAUAUUUUACCUACAGA